AUGGCCAAGGUGAGGCCCCCCACGCCGACCUACCCUCCGGAAGAGCAACCGGUUUCCGAGGAGAAUCGCGCAACCGUGACCAAGAAAGUGCCGGUGAAUCUGCCGGAGAGUAACCCGGAGAGGCGCGACAUACCCCCGGAUUUGCCCAAGGUACCGCGUCUAAUCGAUUCCCUACGGUGGCACAUCGCUCGCUUCCACAACAAUUGGAGCGCCGCCGCCGCCGCCGCCGGCGAGCUCCCCUUAGCGGAUUCGCGGUACCGCCCGAAGGAGUUCCUGCAUUACCUCAACCCUAUCUCUGUCUACCGGCUUCCGCCUCCGACGACUUUCCGAGAGCUCCCGCCCAGGUGCCGGCGACGCGAGGCCCUCUACUCCUUCGUCUUCUCUUCGAAUCCGCGCUCCAUCCGCAGGGCGCCGCUCAGCCGGGAGUCCCUCUCGCAGUUCCUCUACGACUCCCUCGCCGUCGCCGAGGGCGAGAGAGACGGCGCCACCGGAUUCCUCCCCCGCGUCAACCACAGCUCCGGCGGCUCCCACCCCACCGUGGCCCACGUCUUCGCACCUCCCGUGCUGGACCUCCUCGAAGAACCAUUUGCCGCCCACUACUCCCCCGAAGGCCACGCCCUUGAGGUGCGAGCUCUCCUCGAUUGGGAUUUCUUCUGCAAGGAACUUCCGCCCAAGGCCAUGAUCGUGGGGAUUUCUACCAUCUACUGGCGCGAGGUGUGGCGGCACGGAGACCGUGCCUUCCGCUACUGCCAUCUCGACGUCGGCCAGGCCAUCGCUGCCGUCGCCUUUGCCGCCGCCGCCCUCGGCUGGGGCGUCAGCCUGCUCGACGGCCUGAGUCGGCUGGACCUGGAAACUCUCAUGGGGCUCAGGCCCUUCCGGACCUCCGGAUGCUUUCGCGGACGGGAGAGGCGGGAUAAUUUCCCCAGCGUCGAGCUACAGAACCCCGUCUGCGCUGUCCUCAUCUUCCCUGCGGCGGCACCAAAGUUUCGGAUCAUCUACAGAAGCUUGAGCGACGCCAUCUCCAGGUACUUCGGCUCCGUCGCCUGGGCGGGGGAGCCUUCCCCACUCGCCGGCGGAGUCCACAUCAUCUAUCACGAGAUAUACAGAACCAGUGCAGCUAUCGAGAGGUUUUGGACGUGUAACCAGGAGCUUCUCAUCGAGCCGAACAGAUUAUUACAGAGCAGAUCGUUUCCUGAGCUCCUCGGGUACGAGAACUUGACGGUGAGGGAAGCCUGCAGGAGCCCUAGGAGCCGUCUCUUGAUGGACCCAGGACACGAGCUGGAUCCGGAGGCGUUCUACCAGUUCCUCUACCACUGUCUUCCAUCUGGGCAUCCGGAAGCCUCACUGUGGCAGAAGCGGUGGAGUUUCCCUUUCAGGGUUUUCCGCUGGAACAGUAGGAUCGAGGUCUUCAUCGCGGUUAACCGGGUGAAGAAGUUGGCCCGUGGUCUCUAUUGCCUGGUGAGAAACGCAGAAAAUCUCCAGUCCCUGAAGCGCACGUGCUCCCCCUUCUUCCGGUGGGAGCAUUCGCGAGAGUGGUCGAGAGACCUGCCCCUCUAUAGGCUCCUGCUGGGGGAUCUCGAGGAGAAGAUAGCAGAGAUUGCCUUCGAUCAGGUCGGCCAUUUCGAUUCCUUCCUUUCAUAUUCAUCUCCUUUCUUCUUCUUCUUCUUCUUCUUCUUCUGCUGCUGCUGCUGCUGCUGCUGCUGCGAGGAAUUCAUUCUUUCAUCUGAAAUUCACGUGUGCCGGUCAUCCAUCUUGUUUUCUGAGGCGCAGCCUGUCGCCAUGAACAGCUGCUUCACCAUGAUGAUGGUUAGGGUCUGUGGUGGCGUGCCUGGUUCGGUGCCGUCGAAUUAUCCUCAGCUGUUCUGGGAGGCUGGAGUUCUUUGUUACUUGCUUUCCCUCGACGCCUAUGCAAUGGGUCUGACAGCGUCUGGGAUUGGCUCCUUCUUCGACAAACAGGGUGCGCUCCUCCCCUCCGACCUGCAGUCACCAUUUUUUUUUUUUGAAUUUCCUUUCUGUCUGCUGACGUUUCUAGAAAUAAUCAUGGCUUUCCCAACCCCCCCACGAGAAAUCUGGAUAAUCUGCCGUACUAUUCCAAUUUGUUUUUUCCAAAUUUGGGUUUUUUUUUUGGUUUGUUUGCUCAUGAUCUCGAUAUCUUGAAAUGUUGGUAAAUAAAUAACUAAAUAAAUAAAUAAGUACAUACAUGUAGGUCAGAGUCUGACUUCAUCCCCAUUGGUUCGCAGCUAGAAGAUUACUUGACCCCGGCAGUGGCUUGAUCCAGACUCUCUGCCUUUGUGCGGUAGGGAAGCCGCGUACUCGUCCGGAGUGA
Molecule: messenger RNA, 2326 nt
Organism: Spirodela intermedia
Lineage: Eukaryota; Viridiplantae; Streptophyta; Magnoliopsida; Alismatales; Araceae
Source: the annotation of a GenBank genome assembly